Phoenix dactylifera (date palm) is the source of this 1399-nucleotide messenger RNA. The record is from RefSeq and is a predicted model, not a curated record. NCBI's taxonomy places the organism in Eukaryota, Viridiplantae, Streptophyta, Magnoliopsida, Arecales, Arecaceae.
AGGAACAAAGCCUAUCUCUCCUUCAUUUUUUUUCCUCAUGUAGCUCCCCUAGUUUUCCAUGAUUUUCUGGAAAUUAUUUCUCUUGUUAAUUGAUAGCACAUAGAAAAUUAAGAAAUAAAUCUUAAAAUAAAACAAGGAAAGUUUCCAUUUUCGUGGGUGCAUGCAAUGGGUCCCCUGCAUGAUUCCACCCAAUCCGAAGCUCUCUUGCUCCUUUCCCCAUUUAACCUCCUCCCUUAACCCCUCAAAUAUUUCCUUCUGUCAACCCUUCCAUUUGCCAAACCAACUCUACUCCGAAUCCCUUCAAAUCCGCUCCCUUUCUCCCUCCUAUUUUUCUCAGCAACUGCUGACUUCUUUCCCGGUCUUUUCUCUUUGACCAGUUCUGUUAUAGGAUUUGAGAAGGCUAUUGUGGUUUUGAGUUCCUUGGGAGUUCUUAGGUAGGUGUUGGAUACCUGCCGCGGAUUUGGUCGCUGGUCCUCGACUUCUCUUUGGAGUGGAAGAAUGACAGUAGAAGAGAGCGGGAGAAGCAAGGGGAAUGAUGCGGAAACCACGGACAAGUUCCCCACGGGCAUGCGUGUUCUCGCCGUCGAUGAUGAUCCCACUUGCCUCAAGUUGUUGGAGAAUCUUCUCCUGCGCUGCCAUUAUGAUGUUACAACAGCCAGUCAGGCAAUCGUCGCUUUGAAAAUGUUGAGGGAGAACAAAGACAAGUUUGAUCUGGUUAUCAGUGAUGUCCACAUGCCAGACAUGGAUGGUUUCAAGCUUUUAGAGCUUGUGGGCCUCGAAAUGGACCUCCCUGUUAUUAUGCUGUCUGCAAAUGGCGAUACUAAAGCUGUGAUGAAGGGGAUAACUCAUGGUGCUUGUGACUAUCUGUUGAAGCCCAUCCGGAUUGAGGAGCUUAAGAACAUUUGGCAGCAUGUGGUUAGGAGGAAAAAGUUUGAUUCAAGAUAUCAGAAUGAAGGGGAGAGUAGUCUGAAGGCCCAACUUCCUAAUUCUGAAGGCGUGCAGGGGCCUCGUGAUCGUAGUGGUAAGCUUAACAGGAAGAGGAAGGAUCAGACUGAAGAAGAUGAACUAGAUUCUGAAGAAAACCUGCAUGGGAAUGAAGAUCCCUCAACACAGAAGAAGCCAAGAGUCGUUUGGUCCGUUGAGUUGCAACGCAAAUUUGUCGCUGCUGUUAAUCAAUUGGGCGUUGACAGUAAGAGCUUUCAAUUGAUAAUGUAGUUCAUUUGUUAGAAGGGAAAGCAUAAAGCUUGUAUUUCCAUUAUAAUGCCUUUGUCAUAAAGCUUAUGUUUCCAUUAUAAUGCCUUUGUCAACCUUUUGCUUGGAUCAGCGCCAUCCUUUUUUAAAUGCCAUUGCCUCUUUAGUACUAAGCCCCCUUUUGUUAUUUCUGACAACAGAGGCUGUA